GACAGAUAAAUAUUUGUGGCUGCUAUUUGGCAAACAGUCCGAGCGAAUACAGGACACGCGCUGAGUUUGGUUUGCCCGCUCCUGGAGUCAUAUUUGUUUUUGAGGAAUUAAGCGGGAGGAUUAUAUCGCGGGUGGAGGCUGUGUAUUUUGGGAUCAUAUUUGCUGGAUAGGACUGGUGUAGGGCGAGGAGCCCUGUAGAUGUGUGUCAUGAAGCUUCUCACCGCCUGAGUGACCUCAUAAAAGGAGCACUUUCUCAUUCAAAAUGAUGAUGCAUAAGCAGUCGGCCCGUACCUCGCCGGGUAGUGUUUGUUCUCUGCGUGGAGGAGCUGUUCCUGGAUCCCCGGCGGUCACUAUAGUGGCCAAAAUGGACAAUCAAGUGAUUGGAUAUAAGGAUCUAGCAGCUAUACCUAAAGACAAGGCCAUCCUGGAUAUAGAGAGGCCUGACCUGAUGAUGUACGAGCCCCACUUCAGCUAUUCACCCAUGGAGAGGUCAUUAUCUCCUCGUUCAAUCUCCCCUCCUCCAUCUCCAGAGAGCAGUCUAUCAAAGGAUGUCUAUCAGAGGGAUUGGUCAGAGCCCAAGUCAUCAGGCAGCUCGUCUCCAGCGUCCACACAGCUGAGUAAAAGCAUCACCGUCAGCACUAAAGUCCCACACCAGCAACAGCACUUCCACAGGCCAGACAAUGGAACCAACAUAUACAAGAAGCCACCAAUAUAUAAACAAGAUGUCUCAGCAGCUGUUCCACACAGUAAACACAUUGAGGAUUUAAUCAUCGAGUCUUCAAAGUUUCCCGCCGCACAGCCUCCAGACCCCAACAAGCCCUCUAAGAUAGAGACGGACUACUGGCCCUGCCCUCCCUCUCUAGCUGUUAUCGAGAAAGAGCGGAGGAAGAGUGUGGUGUCCAGGGUGGCUGAGGGAGAGGAGGGUGAGGAGGAUGAUAAGUAUGAUGACAGUGAAGACAUGUGGAGACUUCGGCAAAUGCAGAAACAAGAGCUCAACAAGAUUCAAUCCAAUCUAGGAAAAUUGAUACUGAAGGAGGAGAUCGAAAGCUCAGCCCCCGUGCGAAGGAAAACGCGGUCUCUGCCCGACAGGACACACAUGCAACUGGCCUCCAAAUCGCCCUCAUUUCCUUCCUACAGUAAGACUGGCCUGACUAGGUCUGCUGUUUGUGUGUUACAGCUCCAGUCUGCAGAGUUCUCCUCUUCAAACAGUGAUAAAGGGACUCAAAAUUUCCAGAAUGGAGAAGCCCAAAGCAGAAGAAUAGACCGAGGGAAUUCACUCCCUAGUAUGCUGGAACAAAAGAUUUACCCGUAUGAGAUGCUCAUUGUGACACACAGAGGCAGAAACAAACUCCCUCCUGGUGUAGACAGGACAAGACUGGAGAGGCACCUGUCACCUGAGGAAUUCCAGAACGUCUUUGGAAUGUCCAGUGAGGAAUUCGACCGGCUCUCCUUUUGGAAGCGGAACGACCUGAAAAAGAAAGCCUCUCUCUUCUAGUAGUCAGAGAAACACGCUCUUAUACAAACACUGUCACGCGUCUGCACUUCCGCUUGUGAAAACAGUACAGGCGAUACAAGUUAAGGAAAGAUGAGGAAUGUGAAAUGAGGAAUGUGAUUAUGGAGCCAGCAAAAAAAAAAAAAAAAAAUCAGUUAUCCUUAUCGUUUGAUAAGCCCCAUAUCUGAUUGCAGCUAACAAUCAUACCCGAGUCUCUCUUUUUCUAGUUGCAGCUACUAUGUCAGGACUCUUCUGUGUGUGCUCAGUAAAGCUAUAAUGAUAUACACAGAUACGAAUCACACCAGUUAUUUGAGCAGACCAAAUCCCUGCAGAACAUUUGAGAUGGACCAGCAGGAAUCUGUGCGUUUAAGUCACUGCCACACUUUUCAGCCUUCAUGUGCUAAGCAUGAAUUAACAAACCUUCAGAAUACGGGUCAGUGACUUUUUUUGACUGUCUCAUUCGUCAUUGACCCAUAUCUGUAAAAGCAGCUCAGUAUUUGAAUCAAGCAAAUCAAAUAAUGCUGAAAGUUUGGAAUUAAGUACAAUUUAUACUAGAGUCUCAAGACGCACAUGUUGCACACCAUUGUUCCUUACACCUUAACACCAAUAUCACCACUCAGAUACCAGCGGUACAAUAUAGAGCAACAUUGAUGACUCUGAGGGAGAGUGUGUUGUCCCAAAGAGAGCUACUGUACAUUAGUGAGAGUUUACUGAAUAUUGGAUAUGAGACGUAUGAAUCCUGCAUGGCAAAUGUAUCCUGCUUUUCUUCAGUGAUGAUUGUGAGUGUGAUCAGCACUUCUCCUAAUACUCCUCCUCCGCAGGAUGUUUCACUCGCUCCCUCUAUCCUGUCGUCUUUUUCUCUCCCUCCUCCCCGUUUUGCUGCUAUUGCCUUUACUGUUUUGGUUCUAUCUAUCCUCUUUUGUUCUUGACGGGUGGAAAUGUUUUUUAUGGUGUUCCUGUUUUAUAGGAUAAGGGUAGGUUAAGAUAUAAAGGGAUUUCAGAGAGCAUCUGAAGGUUGCUGUAAGUCUGAAGGAUUGAUAUUGCAGUUAAACAGCGUUAAACAGCUUUUCAGUGCAUGAAUGUGAAUUCAUAUUGCAUUGGUCAAGACCCACAGGAUGUUGAAUGGGAAUUAGAGGAAGAUGAAUUUACUGAACUGUAAUUCAAAGAAUAGACACAUUCGCACAGCAGUGAUAUAACUGUAAAACUGUUUUAUUUCAUUCAAUUCUAUGUUUUAAAAUUAAAAAAAAAUUGAAUUUGAAAUGCAUUCUUAAUUCUGUUCCGAAUGGCACACAACCCAGCAGUUCAUAUAUGCUUCUUGCCCAAGUCGAAAUUAAAUAUAAAUUUCUAUGCUUUUAUUGCUCCAGUGACCAAAUGAAGUGCUUGGAUAGUGUGCAUGCUUAGAGUUUGUACCUAAUAAAACAACAUUUUAUAAGAACAAAACAAUCACUAAAAAGCAGCACGUAUAUCAACUUGAGAAUGUACAGUAGAAGUACAGAUAUAUACAUUCCACAUUCAUUUUUGUAGAAACACUGCUCAAAAGGAAAUAUGUGGCUAUAUGCAUAUUAACAAACCCAUAGUAUUAUUUGUUGAUUUAAUGGCUGUUCUUUCAGAAGAACAUUUUUUAUGUGAACACAAUCAGACACCUGAUUUAUACUUCUGCCGUUUGAAAUCUUUUCUUGUGUGACUGAAGUGGCACAAGCUCAUCACAAUGAUCACAUGAUCAUCAAAAUACACAAGAUUCAUCAAAUUAUGCUACUUAUCGAUCGUCUUUUUUUUUAGGUGGCAGCUUAAAGUGUUUUUCUGGUCUGAAAAUAUGUGUGGCUUCAGAAGUCAGGCCUUCUUUAUGAAAUCCAUUUCGCUAGGAAUAUUUUGCAGUGAGGCACUCAUUGCUUCGUCUUAAAGCACUUGAUUUCACUCUUACACAGCUUAGAGAAUGAAUGUUUUCACAAUAAGAAAAUAUGCUCUUUUAACCCACAUGUACAUGCAUCUGACAAUGUUCAUGUGAAAAAUGUCCCGAAUAUGAGCAUAUAUACUCAUUUUUCUCUGCUUCAUAAAUAGUGCUUUUCUUCUUUUCAUUUUCUUUUAUGUGAAAGUGUGAUGAAUGGGGGAAAAAAAUAAAAUGGAUUUAUUAAAGUGAGUGUAUUGUUAUGAUUUUAUUAUUAAUAGCAGUUGUGUUGUUGUUUCGAUAUGUUUCGAUUUGUUAGUGGUUUUCUAAUUUAACAGAUUUUAAAGAUUUGAAUUAAUAUUUCACUUCAAUAAAAUGUAUGAUUUUAACAGCA
Carassius auratus (goldfish) is the source of this 3771-nucleotide messenger RNA. RefSeq names its product dematin. Gene Ontology annotation, biological process: lamellipodium assembly; cytoskeleton organization; actin filament bundle assembly. NCBI's taxonomy places the organism in Eukaryota, Metazoa, Chordata, Actinopteri, Cypriniformes, Cyprinidae. The record is from RefSeq and is a predicted model, not a curated record. The transcript is spliced from 17 exons. Gene Ontology annotation, molecular function: actin filament binding. Gene Ontology annotation, cellular component: plasma membrane; actin cytoskeleton. Bases 263 to 1495 code for a protein of 410 amino acids.